Molecule: messenger RNA, 2211 nt
Organism: Solenopsis invicta (red fire ant)
Lineage: Eukaryota; Metazoa; Arthropoda; Insecta; Hymenoptera; Formicidae
Product: protein SHQ1 homolog
Exons: 9
Coding region: 305-1819 (504 amino acids)
Biological process (GO): box H/ACA snoRNP assembly
Cellular component (GO): nucleoplasm; cytoplasm
Source: RefSeq, a predicted model, not a curated record
GAUCUGUCGAGUCGGUCGCGUCGCGCGCGCUCAUCAGUGUUGUUUUUUUGAUCUCGCAUUACCACGCGUAUGUACGCGGUAAGAUCGAAAUCGGAGCAAAUCGAAUUGUGCAUCGUGCCAAUUGCCAUGCGAGUGUCACGUGUUGAACGAAGUUGAUUCUUCGAUUUAAAGCGCCUCGCUCUUCCUUUUCUACAGUCGCCACUUGUCUGGCGGCUAUAUUUAUUCUCCGUUGCGUUGUGCAAGACAAGUGUCCAAAUAUAAGCGAUUUCGCAACACGCUCCGGGAAAACGCGGCUUCGGGAGAGAUGCUGACACCACGCUUCGAGAUCACACAGACCGACGAGGACGUGACGAUAAUCGUUCACGCUCCGUAUGCGAAUAUAAAGGACGCGGAGGCUUGCGUCGACGGGACGGACUUCCUCUUCACCGCCACCCCGUAUUUUCUCAGACUGCAGCUGCCGGGCAAGGUCGAGGAAAAUGACACGUCCUUCGGUUCUUACGAUUGCGAAAAAGGUGAUUUUACCUUGCGUUUCUCCAAGGUAAACAAAGGGGAGCACUUUGAUAACUUGGAGAUGAUAACAACCCUUUUGGCACCGCCAAAAAAGAAAAGCACCGUUAUUCCUAACAUCGAAGUGAUUGGUAAUCCGUCAGUGGCUUCAGUAGACAUAAGCGAAGGUAAUGCAGUAGCUGAUUCUGGAAAUAAUUGGUUUUUACCUCAGGAUAAUUUUGCUGGAAACUCGACGCUUCUCGUAAACUUCCCAAAAUAUGGCUUUGCCAAUAAGAUAUCAGGAGCUUUAACUGCAUUCGAGGCAGCAUGGAUCAAGGAGAUCAUAGAUCUUCCCACUCCUGAUACAACCCUCGAGACAGAAAGAAAAAGUUUGAGGGAACAGCGUGAAUUAAGUGAUUUUUCAGAGGAACAUUAUAUGGCAGAUCUCAUGCAGUCAGACUGCAUCGAGCCAUGCAUAACGUAUACACCUGAAUGGGAUACACUGAAAAAAGAUCAAAUCGCAUUCAAUGACAGCGAGGUUGAUUUGUUAAAGGAACUUCCAAACAAAGAAUAUCUACUAGACGCUGAAGAUGUACAAAAAUUAUCUUUAAAUCUUGUCGACAUAUUAUAUGCCAGCUGUUACAAUCAUCGUACAACGUUAGGAGAUAAUACUUCGGAGAGUGGCUGGACCAUUAAUAAAUUAAGUUCUACAUUAUGUUGGUUCCAAAAUUUUACCUCUCUUGAUGAAGUUAUAACAGCAUGUUUUCGAAGAUCACUUUGUUAUCCACUUUAUAGAAACUGGGAACUUUCUCUUAAAGUAUUUGAAGACGUUAAACAAGUUUUGUCAUUAGGAAGGAUAUACAUCGUUAAACGCUUUUGUGAAAUACAUAAUCUUUUCAACACUUCAUAUGAACCAAGAUAUAUACUAAACCAAUUAUACAUAAAGGAUUUUUUAAUUUGGUUGCAAAGGAUACCUGAAUCCUUGAUAGAAUCGCUUCUUUCUGCGUUAAGUAACAUUAAUCCAAACAAACCAAGUAUGGGACUAGAUUUAGUAGAACUGGAAACGGCAGCUUAUUCUGUUCAAGAGGAGGAUUUUGUUAUAGAAAAUACUAUUCACAAAAUGACCGACGAUAUUGAGAUGAUGUCUCUGAAUGGUGCCAAAGAGGAAAAGCCAAAGAAUGUAUACCAUGUUAACCAAAAAUUUUUUAAGUAUUUAUUGUCAAGCAGUUCAAGUUCAGACAGCAGUGAUUCGGAAACUGAUAGCAGCAGUAGUAGCAGCAGCAGUAGCAGCAGCAGUCUAGAUUCCGAUGAUUUAGAUAACGAGCCCAAAUGAAUGGGAAAAUUGAUGGCCCUGAUGAAUAAUCAUUCACUUGUUACAUGACGAAGUAAUUUAACGGAUCGACUUUUAAACAUCGACUUCUCCAUACAACAUAUAAUUUUCUAACUGUUUACCAAUAACGCAUAGUGAUAUACCAUUGUUUUUGGUACAUCUACACACAUAUUCAUUAUUUUAUGUAUUUUAUAUUUAUGCGAAUAUUUCGCAGUACUUAAGUAUAAGAGAAUUAUAAUAAUGUUUAAAAAUAAUCUUCCAAUAUACUGUGUUGACGAAAUUGCGCUAAUAAAUAUAUAUACAUAUAUGUUUGAAAACUGGAAACUUUGAUAUAAACUGUGAUAAUAGGAACAUGAAAUCAAUAUAUUCUCAUUAAUAAAAUAUUUUUUACGAAA